AGAUAGUACCUAUGUCAUCUUGUCAUACCUACGUCAAGAAAAUGGAAAUUAUUGGAAAAUUGACUUUAAGUUUGACACUUUGCAAAUAAAUAUCUCAAAAACUCGUUGUUUUACAAUUUUGUGCGAUGUAAUAUUUUAAAAAUGCUAUAGAAAUAAUACGAGUAAGAUCUUUCUGAGAGCCUCAAAUCGUAGCCAGGUUGUAAUUUAAUGACAUGGUGGUAAACAGAGCGUGUCAACAAUGCUAAGUCGAUUUUCCGACGUUCUGCAGAGUGCCGCAGACGUUCUGGCGCCGCCGGCGUCCCGGCUGGAGGACCUGGAGUACCACUGGAAGAUGGUGGUGAACUUCUACCAGGCCUACGACGAGAGCAGCAAGCUGCACAUAGAGGACACGCGCGUGCCGCACCAUCUGCACCAGAUGCUACAGCUGAUAGUGGAGGAGCAGACGGAGCAGGCGGACGGCUGCGUGGGUCCGUGCCUGGAGGCGGUGGUGCGGCGCCGCGUGGCGCUGCUGGACGCGCUGGCCGCGCUGGCCCGGGCCGACCGGCCGGCGGGGGCGCGCUCCGCCGCGCUCGCGCUCGCCGCCGCGCUGCUGCGCCGCACCAAGCAGCCCUGCCUGCACAGCGCGCACGUGUACAGGCCGCUGCAGCGGAUGCUGGUGCAAUGCAACGAGAGUCCCGCGUCCCCCACUGAGAAGGAAGAAGUGGAGCUGCUGCUGACGCUGUGCGGGCUGGUGCGCAAGGAGCCCGGCCUCGCCAACCUGUUCACGACGCCCUACGCGGACGAGCGCGCCGGCCUGUCGAGCGUGCCCGAGGACAUCCAGCGCCUCUUCCCCGUCCGCGGCAAGGCGCGCGCGCCCAAGAGGAACCCGCUGUUCGACGUGGAGCCGCCGCGCGCGCGCGUGGCGCUCGUGCGCCUCGGCCGCGACGACGAGGACGAGGACGAGGCGGGCUCGGGCCGCAGCCACAAGACCGUGUACGACGACAACGACAAGUUCCUGCUCAUCGACCUGCUGCUCACCUACCUGAACAGUGCCGACAACCAGGUGGUGCUGCGCGCGUGCGAGGGCAUCAUGAUCGUGUGCUCGCUGCCCGAGGACGACAUCGCCAACCUGGUGACCAGCAGCCCGGCCUGCGAGCGCGUGGUGGAGCAGCUGCUGCGCAAGUACCGCGCCGUGCCGCCCGACCUCGACCCCGGCGACGUGGACCAGCUCAACAUCACCUGGGCGUACGUGUCCCCGGAGUUCUGCGAGCAGAGCGCGGCGCGGUUCCCGGGCCGGCGGCAGCUCACCGCCUUCUUCUCGUGGCUCGACUACUGCGACACGCUCAUGAAGGAGUGCCACCCCAUCAUCGCGGCGCACCUGGCGCGCGUGUUCCGCUCGCACUUCCUGGAGGCGGCGGCGGAGGCGCUGGGCGGCGCGGAGCGGGGCGGCGCGGAGCGGGGCUCGCCGCGCGCCGCGCUGCUGGCCACGGCGCUGCUGGCCAAGUGCCUGCGCGUCGUGGACUCGCCCGACCUCAUCAACGAGUUCUCCAACUGGCUGGUGGGCGAGGGCCACCUGGCGGAGUGGCCGCUGCUGCUGGCGCUCAUAGACAACUGCCUCACGGACGACCACGACCUCACGCUGGAGACGCUGCGCUUCUUCGAGGUGAUCAUAGAGAAGGGCACGGAGCACAGCAUGGACCGGCUGGUGCUGUCGCGCGUGUGCGCGCGCGCACACUGCGCGCCGCCGGCCGCCUCGCCCGCGCCGCUGCAGGAUGAGAGGGACAGGCUCAACGACCUCUCCUUCGCGAGGGAGCGGGAGAGGAACAGGGAGGCGCUGCAGCAGCUGCAGCACGAGCAGCACGUGAGCUCGCACGUGAGCGCGCUGCUGGCGCACGAGCCGUGCGCGCCGCUGCUGCACCGCACCAUCAACAGUUUCCUGCUGCUGCUGCCGCGCGCCGUGCUGUCGGAGCCGGGCGGCGCGGACUGCGCGCACUACGUGCACGACGCGCAGCGCCACUACCAGUUGUGGCUGGAUAUCACGUCCUCGUACAGCUGGCGAGUCGGCAGCAACGGCGGCGACACCGUGCCCGACAACACGGCGAGCUCCACGCACAGCUACGACAGCCGACCCGAGGCCGACAUGCACCUCCACGCGCGACUCGACCCCGACCACGGGGACGCAGAUCGUCUUGUCGAGCAGCCCCUCGACGGUCGUAACGAACCAGACACGUCCAAUAUAAUCACUCAACAACCGUUCAUUAAUAAAUCGAUCAACCACACAUAUACCCCAAAUAAUACUAGGCGACAAUCUCUCGACGAGAGACACGACAACCACUACCUGCGUGCGACCAACAGGAGACUAUCUCACGUAGAUAGACGCGAUACAACUAUCGACGCUGACUAUCAACGUGGCUCGCCCGCCCCGACCAGGACUACCGACGACGACACUUUAGAUUCACCUCAAGCUGAAUUCAGAAAAAGCGGAAACUGCCGGUUUACUCAAAAACUAGUAAUACACAGUAGAGAUGACCCCGAAAGUUUCCAAGAGGAAUUCGAUGAGGGUCCAUUUUUACGGAUGCUUUUCAAACUGUUAUCGACGAUGCCCGACCAGCCUUACCAAGUGAACUUGCAUCUGACUUCGAUCAUUUCGAAACUGGCGCUGAUCCCCCAUCCCGACCUCCACGAGUACCUGCUGGAGCCGUGCCUGCCGACCGCCGCCGCCACGCGCACGCUGUUCAAGACGCUGCGAGCAGUGGCGGGCAGGCUGAGCGCCGACAUCCCGCGCAUCAAGAACUUCCGCGCUGUGAUCGAGAGCACCAGGCUGCAGCUCAUGAGCGAAGACCCCGCCUACGACGAAAUCGGCGAGCACAACCAGCUGGUGGAGAGCCUCAUCGUGCUGGAGGAGUUCUGCAAGGAGCUGGCCGCCAUCGCCUUCGUCAAGCACCAGCACCAGUACCUCGCCGCACAGCGGUAGCCGCGCCGUCAGCGUGCCGUCUGUCCGCGCUGACCGUCGGUGCUGGUCGGUGGAGCCAGUCGGCGUUAUUCGGCAAGGCUCUACAGUCAUGCAAUCGUUUUGAUGAUGAAGAUGAUGAUGACGAAAUGAUGCAGAAACCCCAAUCCGACCUUGCUCCUGCAGGUCGAAUUGGGGUUUCUGGAUCAUUUCGAGUAGCGGGAAAUAUAGAAUUACUUGUACCUGGACCUUUCUAAUCCCCGCUGGUCGAAAGGAUCCAGAAGCCGCAAUUUUACAUAAAACCCAAUUAUAUAUUUAAUUGGGCGCGGCGCGGCGGGAGGUUGCUAUAAGUUAUUAUUUAUUUACACGUAAGUAGUUAUCAUCGCGCUAGUCUGACAAUUGUGGCCCAUUCCGUUGUACACAAUCUCUAAACUAAAAUGACUGCUAUAAAUACAUUGAUACUUUCACAAUACUUUCUGUGGAAAACGAUAGGGUUAUAUUUAGAACAAUGCAGUUAGAGUUCGGUACAGCUGAACCGUCCACUCUAGUGCCGAUUCAGUUUGACACAAAAACUAAGUUGACAGGAUAGAAAAAAUAAUCUAUAUGUUAUAGGUGUAAUCAAUAGAUAAAUAUCGAUUUAAAUCCAUGAUUUUUGAAAAUUAAUAGAUUUUUGUAAUAAAAGAUGUCACUUGAACUUGUCAAUUUAGUUAAUUAGUGUACAACCGAAUUACACUAAAUAUAAUAUUAAUGAAUAGUUUGUACACAGCCGAAUAUAUUUAAAACAUUAAAUAAUAAAAUUAUUAUGAUCUUGUGAAUUGUAUGUUCGAGUAUUGUUCUUGUUUUAAUAUUCUAUGACUGCACUUAAUGGGGUAUUAAAUAAAUUAAUUGUUAUAUUUUUUCAUGUAAUAAGCUUCCAAUGGCAUUUUUAUGAAGUUAUUUAUUUAAGUUGUUAGAUAUUUAUUUGAAGGCUUGGCGCACGACGCGCGACAAAUCCCCCGUAUCGUGCAGAUUCUGUCGCGAUUUGUGUGUCCAAGCCCUUAGCUGCAGCAAAGUCAACCCGUUUCUAGUCUACGGAGCGAUGUUUUUGAAACAUUCCUUCUAAAAUGUAUUUUGUUUAAUCCUAAAUACAAAUAUUGUAUAGUU
Molecule: messenger RNA, 4072 nt
Organism: Maniola jurtina (meadow brown)
Lineage: Eukaryota; Metazoa; Arthropoda; Insecta; Lepidoptera; Nymphalidae
Product: FHF complex subunit HOOK interacting protein 2A-like
Exons: 13
Coding region: 239-2953 (904 amino acids)
Source: RefSeq, a predicted model, not a curated record